AUGGCGGAGGCGGUUCCUGCACCCCAGUUUCGGCCGGUUACACACCUGAUAUUUGACAUGGAUGGAUUGCUUCUGAAUACUGAAGAUUUAUACACCGAGGUGUUUCAAGAAAUAUGUGAUCGCUAUGGGAAGAAAUACACCUGGGAGGUCAAGUCCCAGGUCAUGGGGAGGACGGCUCUCGAAACCGCAGAGAUUAUAGUACAAUCCCUGCAGUUGCCCAUAGCCAAAGAUGAACUAUUGGAACAAAGCCAAGCAAAGCUGAAGGGGUUGUUGCCCACAGCUUCCCUCAUGCCAGGAGCUAAUGAUUUGAUUCACCACCUGCAGAAAAAGCACCUACCCUUUGCCCUGGCCACCAGCUCCGCGUCCUUCACCUUCCAACUGAAGACCAGUAGACACAAGGAGUUCUUUGGUUUGUUCCAUCACAUCGUUCUGGGAGAUGAUCCCGAGGUAGUGAAAGGCAAGCCAAACCCAGACAUAUUUCUUACCUGUGCGAAGAGGUUCUCUCCUCCCCCAGCUCCAGAAAACUGCCUCGUCUUUGAAGAUUCUCUAAAUGGUGUGGAGGCAGCCUUGGCCUGUGGGAUGCAGGUGGUCAUGGUUCCUGAUAAACACUUGAGCACAGACCUGACGAAAAAAGCCACCCUGGUGCUGGGUUCCCUACAGGACUUCCAGCCUCAGCUGUUUGGUCUGCCUGCCUAUGACUGA
Molecule: messenger RNA, 702 nt
Organism: Onychomys torridus (southern grasshopper mouse)
Lineage: Eukaryota; Metazoa; Chordata; Mammalia; Rodentia; Cricetidae
Product: pseudouridine-5'-phosphatase-like
Exons: 1
Coding region: 1-702 (233 amino acids)
Molecular function (GO): phosphatase activity
Source: RefSeq, a predicted model, not a curated record